This is a messenger RNA of Triticum urartu, 483 nucleotides long. RefSeq names its product zinc finger A20 and AN1 domain-containing stress-associated protein 9-like. Gene Ontology annotation, molecular function: DNA binding; zinc ion binding. The record is from RefSeq and is a predicted model, not a curated record. Lineage: Eukaryota; Viridiplantae; Streptophyta; Magnoliopsida; Poales; Poaceae.
AUGCCGCACGGGCAGGAGUCUUCGACGGAGGCCGCCGCCGGUGGGGGCGCGCCGCUGUGCGCGAACGGCUGCGGGUUCUACGGGAGCGAGGCAACCAAGAGCAUGUGCUCAAAGUGCUACCGCGACCACCUCAAGGCGACAGGUGUGGCUGGCCCCGCCGUCGAGGGGAAGAUCAAUGCCGACGACCUCAUCCACGCCUUCAAGAAGUCGGUGAGCCUGCAGGACUCUACCGCUGCAGCUGCUGCGGAGGCGGCACCGGAGGCCGAUGCGCCAGCGAAGAAGGCGGCGUCAACCAGGUGCAUGGCGUGCAAGAAGAAGGUGGGGCUGCUGGGGUUCGCGUGCCGCUGCGGUGGCACCUUCUGCUCGCUGCACCGCUACGUGGACGGGCACGCAUGCGGUUUCGACUACAAGAAGGUCGGCCGUGAGCAGAUCGCGCAGCAGAACCCUCUCGUCGCGCCGUCCAAGCUCCACAACAAGAUUUGA